Messenger RNA from Dictyostelium purpureum, 1086 nucleotides. RefSeq lists its product as uncharacterized. Gene Ontology annotation, cellular component: endomembrane system. NCBI's taxonomy places the organism in Eukaryota, Evosea, Eumycetozoa, Dictyosteliales, Dictyosteliaceae. The transcript has 4 exons. The coding region runs from base 1 to 1086 and encodes 361 amino acids. The record is from RefSeq and is a predicted model, not a curated record. Gene Ontology annotation, molecular function: acyltransferase activity.
AUGGAACCUAAGGUAUUACUUCGUCGUUUCGUUUCAAUCGCAGGUUUAUUAAUAUCAUCACUAUAUGCAGCUAUAUUUUUAAUGAUCCCAGUCAUCAUUAUCGAACCAUUUUUUAAAAAAUUAGCAUUUACACUCCACUAUAAAAUAGCAUCAAUUUGGUUUAGAUUAGUAUUAUUUGUUUUUGAAGUUGUAAACAAUAUUGAAAUUAGAUUUUAUGGUGAUGAUAUUCCAGAAGGUGAAUCAAUGAUUAUGAUGAUGAAUCAUCCAUCAGAAGUAGAUUGGUUAUUCUCAUUUUCAGUUGCUUAUAGAAAGAAAGCUUUAUCAAAAAUUAAAGUUAUAUUAAAAAAUGAAGUUAGAUUAGUUCCAGGUGUUGGAUGGGGAUGUGAUAAUUUAGAUUAUAUUUACCUCUCAAGAGAUUGGAAUUUUGAUGAAAAGCAUAUGGAAUACAAAUUAAAUAAAUAUAUCGAAAAUGAUUUUAAACCAUGGUUAGUAAUUUUCCCAGAAGGAACUGAUAUUGAUGAAGAAAAGUUAAAGAAGAGUCAUGCAUUCGCUGAAAAGAAUGGUUAUCCAAAAUUCAAUAAUGUCCUUUUACCAAGACAUAAAGGUUUACAUGCAUGUGUUGAACCAUUAAGAAAUACCAUUGAUAGUGUAUACGAUGUCACCAUUGGUUAUGAAAGCAAGCCAACUAUUUUAUCCUGUGUCUCUGGUUCAAAUCCAAAGGUUGUUAACAUGCACUUUAAACGUUAUUCCCUCAAUGAAGUACCAUCUAAUGAAGAUGAUCUUCAAAAAUGGUUAUUCAAAAUCUAUGCCGAAAAAGAUAAAAUGUUACAAGAUUUAAAGGAAAAUGGACAAUAUUCAAUGCCAUACACUAAAACAAAAUUCGAACCAUCAUUUUUAUUAACAGCUUUAGCAUGGUUUUACUAUUUAAUUAUUCCAGCAACCCAUCUUUUAAUUAGAUCAAACUUUGUUAAAUUAUAUUUUGUUGCAUCUAUCAUCUAUUAUAUUUUAAAUUCAAAAGUAGAAAUCCUUAGAAAGCUUAGAGGUCUUCAAAAUAGUGUUUAUAUACCAAAACCAAAACAACAUUAA